GAAGCCAUUAACCGUGGAAAAGAUGCCUAUCACGAUUUCCCUUUUGAAUGCCAAUAUCGGAGGCGGUCGUCGCUUACGAAAUUUUCGCCUAUUUUCGUCCAGUUUGGUCAGUCCACAGUUCUACCUGCCCAAGUCAACUACCUACCUAAUUCUAAUUGAGGUUUACCGGUACAUUUUUUCGUCAAUCUGCUAACACAGCACGAAAUGUGCUAAACAUUUCAAUUUAUUAAACCGAUUAAAAAUUGAUCAGUUCAGCGAAUCGUUAGUCUUUAGUCUGCGUUCAUUAGGCGACCUUCUCCUAUGUUAUCUAUGACGAGGCACAUGUUUUAAAACAUUAGUGAUAAAUUCUUCAAACGAAGUUUACCGUAACCUGCAAGCAUGGGGACCCGGAGUCUUUUAAAAGACUGUUGGAUACAGAUUCUGGCCACUGUACUAGCCUUCACCAGGGCGAAUUUCUGGAAACCAUUUUCCUGUUUGGUGGUGUUGCAGGAUUGCCAGCUUCAAUAUUCGUGGUGAAUCGCUGCGGCCGUAAACUGUCAAUGAUAAUUUCCUCCUUCGUGGGAUGUUUGUGCUGGAUAAUGAUCCUCUGCACCUACAGCCUGCACGUGGUUUACGUAGCCCGAUUCUUCAGCGGGAUGGCUGGAAAUAUGGUCUUUAUCGGAGCCCCCAUGUAUAUAGCGGAAAUAGCGGAACCUCGGAUUAGAGGGUUUCUAUCAGCCUCCAUUUACACCAUGAUGUUGCUGGGGUUUGUGCUCGUUUACGCCGCUGGAGCUUUGCUACCCUUCUAUGUGGUUCCAUGCAUGGGGAUUGUGUUGACUUCUCUGCAGGUUUUAAUAUUCCCUUUCAUGCCCGAGUCUCCAUAUUUUUAUGUGUAUACGAAUCGCGAUGAAAAAGCCCAUAAAGCUCUGGCGAGAUUGAGAUCGAACAGUUCGAACAUCGACAAGGAAAUCGAAGAAAUCAAAAUCGGCAUAGAGAGGCAGAAGAGCGAAAAGGGCAGGCUGCAGGACAUGAUUUUGAUCCGAAGCAAUCGCUAUGCGUUGUUUGUGAUGCUGGUGCUGAACUGCACUCAGCACUUUGCAGGAAUUAGCGUGAUCCUGAUGAAUUUCCACUCGAUUCUUGCAGAAGCUGGAUCGAUCUAUGUGAGCACUGCUAUAUCAGCUAUUUUCUUUGCAAUUAUUAUGCUGACGGCCGUCACCUUGGCGUCCAUGAUCAUGGAUCGAUUUGGAAGGAAAUUCCUGCUGAUCACUUCAGGACUGUUAACCGGAACAGCUCUUUUGAUAAUGACGAUUUACUUCCACUUGAAAAACACUGGCCAUGACGUCCAGUCCAUCAGCUGGAUCCCUAUAGUCUGCAUCAUGUCUUAUGCAGCGACAUUUAAACUAGGACUGGGAAUCGUCCCCAUUGUGGUAACAGCGGAGAUUUUUUCCUCCAAAGUUAAAGCUAUGGGAAUGACCAUUGCUGACCUUUUCUACGUCCUUCCAGCCAUCAGUUCCAUUCACGUCUACUCGGUUCUAGUGGAAAAUUACGGCAUCCAUGUACCGUUUUAUGUGUUCAGUGCUUCCAGCUUCCUAGGAGUGAUACUUAUUUACCUCUACGUACCGGAAACCAAAGGAAAGACCUUGGAAGAGAUUCAGCUGAUGCUCAAAGGGCAUAACAAGAAGCAAGUGGAUAGUGAUAAAUUUGUGCGUACGGCACUAGUGAGCUGAAGAAUAAUAAUUCAAUUCUUAUAGCAAUAAGCAAUUUAAAAUAAUAGGAAAUAUUGUUGUGGUUGCUCAGUGUACGCAACUGCAAACAAAUGGAUAAUAGGUAACUUUGCCAACUUAAGCUAAGGUGCUUAACCAAAGUUUCUUCAAAUCAAGGUGAUAUUAAUUAAAAACGUGGUUAUAUAAACAAAUUGUCAUGGCAAUAAAAUAUCUUCAUGUUUC
Dendroctonus ponderosae (mountain pine beetle) is the source of this 1925-nucleotide messenger RNA. Its product is annotated as facilitated trehalose transporter Tret1. Gene Ontology annotation, cellular component: membrane. NCBI's taxonomy places the organism in Eukaryota, Metazoa, Arthropoda, Insecta, Coleoptera, Curculionidae. Gene Ontology annotation, biological process: transmembrane transport. The record is from RefSeq and is a predicted model, not a curated record. Gene Ontology annotation, molecular function: transmembrane transporter activity.